This is a messenger RNA of Sporisorium graminicola, 378 nucleotides long. RefSeq lists its product as uncharacterized. Gene Ontology annotation, cellular component: mitochondrion. The transcript has 2 exons. NCBI's taxonomy places the organism in Eukaryota, Fungi, Basidiomycota, Ustilaginomycetes, Ustilaginales, Ustilaginaceae. Gene Ontology annotation, molecular function: methylcrotonoyl-CoA carboxylase activity. The coding region runs from base 1 to 378 and encodes 125 amino acids. The record is from RefSeq and is a predicted model, not a curated record.
AUGUCGUGUUUGCGCGGAAAAUCUACUGCUGACUUCAAACCCCGAACAGGCGUGGUAGGGAUGCUAGAGGUGCUGUUUCUGGGGCAAGGGGCUGUCCGCUUCGACACGAGCAUCCGGGUGGGCACCGCCGUUUCCAUCUUCUUCGACGCGAUGCUGGGAAAAUUGAUUAUGCACGCUGCCACACGUGCCACAACGAUCAAAAAGAUGCUCCAGGUGCUGCAGACCACGGUGCUGAUCGGACUUCCCUCUAACACCACGUUCAUGAGUUCAUGCCUGCGCCACCCAAGCUUCGUCGAUGGCAGCUGCAACACGCCGCUCAUCCCAAACAACCUUGUCUGGCUGCUCAACUUACCGUGCAGCUUGCCCACGCUGCGCUGA